AAGGAAGGCAGGCAGGACAGGAAGGAAGCCCACCGGGAACACCCCACGCCGCCGCCUCCCUCUCCGCUUGGCCUCUCCUCCACGCCGGCCGCCAUUUUGUGCCUCCUCCUCCUCCUCUUCGUCCCCUCUUUUUCUUCUCCUCCUUCUUCUUCUUCUCCCCUCGCCGGGGCUCUCCUGAGGGAGGAGGAGGAGGGCUCGAGGGAGGGCCUGGCGUGUCCCGGAGCCGGGCGUCGCCGUCGGGCCCCAUGGCGAAGAAAACCUACGACCUGCUCUUCAAGCUGCUCCUCAUCGGCGACUCCGGCGUCGGCAAGACCUGCGUCCUCUUCCGCUUCUCCGACGAUGCCUUCAACACCACCUUCAUCUCCACCAUCGGCAUAGACUUCAAGAUCAAGACUGUUGAAUUGCAAGGAAAGAAGAUAAAACUACAGAUAUGGGACACGGCAGGACAGGAGCGGUUCCACACCAUCACCACCUCCUACUACCGAGGAGCCAUGGGCAUCAUGCUCGUGUAUGACAUCACCAACGCCAAAAGCUUUGAAAACAUCAGCAAGUGGCUCAGAAACAUAGACGAGCAUGCCAACGAAGACGUGGAGAGGAUGCUUCUAGGAAACAAGUGCGACAUGGAUGACAAGAGGGUGGUGCCCAAAGCGAAAGGCGAGCAGAUCGCAAGGGAGCACGGAAUUAGGUUUUUCGAAACUAGCGCAAAAGCAAAUAUAAACAUUGAGAAGGCAUUCCUCACGUUAGCAGAAGACAUUCUCCGAAAGACCCCGGUAAAAGAGCCCAACAGCGAGAACGUGGACAUCAGCAGUGGGGGCGGCGUGACCGGCUGGAAGAGCAAGUGCUGCUGAGGGGCCCCCUCCUCCUCUUCCUCCUCCUCUUCCUCCUCCCUGGCCAAGCGCCCUCCUCCUCCUCCUCCCCUCCUCUGCUCCUCGCUGCGGAAUAAACCACUUUGCCCAUUUUUAACCUUAAAUAUAUAUAUAUUUUUCGGUUGUUGUUCCUCAUCUUAACACGGCCUCUUCUUCCUCCUCCUUUUCCUCUUCCUCCUCCUUUCCUUUUGUUCUUCUCUUAGGGAGAGCUCACUGACUUAUAACCUUCUCAAAACUGUAUCGGGAAAAAGGAAAAAAUAAUAAUCAUGUCUUGACUUUUUAUUUUUUAAUGUACCGGCAUAUAAACGAACUCAAAAACGCACCCCCCGUUCCCGGUUGUGUUUAUAUACGGCCCAGUCUUCAAUUCUAAAGUUUAGAGCGGUGAUUUCGGAGUUCUCUUGCAAAACUGUACCAGAAUAAAUGCGUUAAAGCAGUUUAUCAUUUUUGUACAACCGCGGGGUUUUUCUUUUACUUUCUUUGUUUUGUUUUCUUAAUGGGUACUGUGCUUAAAAGUCACCGUAUUUGCAUUUGCAGAAAAAGGAAACGAAACCACUCAUUCGCCUUGAGUCUGUAAAUGGGGUUUAUUUUGUCCUGUGCCUUAAGUGGAAAGGAACUUUGGUUCUCCCCUUCCCUUCCUUUACCUUCCUUUCUUCCUUUUCCUCCUUCUUUUCUUUUUCUGGCCAAAGCAAGGCCAGAGGGCCCCAUUGACGUAGUGAACGGAGGGCCACACACAGGGGCUCGAGGGCGGACAGACAAGCAAGGCCUCCUUUUCCACACUGUCCGCGUUCCCCCUUUCUUUCUCUCCUUUCCCCUUCCCUCCCUUCUUCCCCUGCAUGCCGGUUUUACUUCCCUUCUCUCUUUUUUUAAUGGUGUGAUGUGUUCAGAGGUGGCAAUAUUGUUUUGCCAAAUUUAAUUCAGAAGCACUGAUCAUGGAUCUAGCUUUGUUUUUUUUCUUCUCUCCCCCUGAGGUUAAAAAACGUGAAGUACCUACUAACCCUUUAUUAUUUUUGUCUAGCGAACGUCGGGCCAAUGACUACCUUCCCCUUCCUUCCCUCCUUCCUUCCUUCCCUCCCAUAGUUAUUGAGGUUGAUGAUGGUGAUAUGGAAGCGUGAAUUGCAUGCGCACUCGUGUUCUCCGGAGGGCGGUGACAGCGGCGGCAUUGCGUCCCUCGUCCGCCUCGGGUGUUAGGGUUUUAGGCCACAGCCGGCUCCAUUGAUCCGGAUGUGGGUGUUUUUUGUUUUUUCUUUGCUGCUCCAGGCAGGUGACUCGGUAGCCUAGUUGGAUCUAUAUUUAAAUAUUUGGGGGGUGGGAAAUGGGGCGAAAGGGGGCGGACGGUGAACGGGCGGACAGGCCUCCCCAGUGCAGUGCGCUCCUCUUUCUCCUCCUCCUUCUGUGUUCGGCUCUUCACAAUAAAAACAAUCCCUUGUUUACAAACGUGGGCAAUUGUAACUUCUUUCUGACUCACUUUUCGGGUUUCGUUGUUGAUGCUGUAAGGACCGGAGGAAGCAGUCGUUACGUUUCCUUCCGGGAGAGCAAAGUUUGGCCUUCUCUCCAGGUGCUUUGGACUCCAACUCUCAGCAUUCCUAACAGCCUCAGACCUCUUCCUUUUCCUUCUUCGCAAGGGAACUCAAGAGCAGAUUACAAUAUAUAAAGAAACCCAGGCAAACAUUCAAUGCCUUGUUACAAAUGAGAAUACAGUGAAGCACAAAAUACAAAGGCAAAGGCUUCUCCUUUCAUUUCCGGCUCUAGAGGCACUGCUCAUCACUGGUCCUAUUUAUAUUCCGCCUUUCUCCCUGAGGGAACUCAGAGCAGAUUACAACAUACAAACAAACACAGGCAAACAUUUAAUGCCUUGUUACAAAUGAGAAUACAGUGAAACACAAAAUACAUAGGCAAAAGCUUCUCCUUUCAUUUCUGGCUCUAGAGGCAGUGCUCAUCACUGGCUCUAUUUAUAUUCCGCAAUUCUCCCCGAGGGGACUCAGAGCAGAUUACAAUAUAUAAACAAACACAGGCAAACAUGCAAUGCCUUGUUACAAAUGAGAAUACAGUGAAACACAAAAGGCAAAGGCUUCUCCUUUCAUUUCCGGCUCUAGCGGCACUGCGCAUCACUGGCUCUAUUUAUAUUCCGCCUUUCUCCCUGAGGGGACUCAGAGCGGAUUACAACAUAUAAACAAACACAGGCAAACAUUCAAUGCCUUGUUACAAAUGAGAAUACAGUGAAACACAAAAUACAUAGGCAAAGGCUUCUCCUUUCAUUUCCGGCUCUAGAGGCACUGCUCAUCACUGGCUCUAUUUAUAGUCCGCCUUUCUCCCCAAGGCAACUCAGAGCGGAUUACAACAUAUAAACAAACACAGGCAAACAUUCAAUGCUUUGUUACAAAUGAGAAUAAAAGGAAAAGGAAAGGGCCUGAGGUUGUUAGGAAUGCUGGGAGUUGGAGUCCAAAACUCCUGGAGGACCACCCUUCGCAUAAUGCAUUUCCCCCGUUCCCUUCUUCGUCCCGUUACCGAUGCACAGAGAGCAGUAUUGUACAUAGAAAUGGCUGUCCCUUUUGUUUCCCCCUCCCCAGAUCUGCACUUUCUAACCUUAUCACGAAAACAAACAAACAAAAAAAGGGAAUAUGGAGUAUGCAGCAUCUUUCUUUGUUUUGUUUUUUUAAAAUAAUAGCCUUUGUUUAAACAUAAUGCGCUUCUUAUUUUGAUUUGCUUCCGGGCGCCUGGCCCUCUCUCUUUCUCUCUCCUGUAUGAUGAUGACGAUGAGUCUCUCUCUGUCUCUCUCUUUACGAAUUCUUUGUAAAAGCUUUCCUCUUCCUGAGGCACCGAGGGGCUGUGGAGGGAGACCAAGCAGCCCCCUCUCUGGUACUACUAGCUGAGAAUUCAUAUUCUACUUAACAAGGUAAAAAUAAACUGAAAUGUUUCUA
Molecule: messenger RNA, 3784 nt
Organism: Anolis sagrei ordinatus
Lineage: Eukaryota; Metazoa; Chordata; Lepidosauria; Squamata; Anolidae
Gene: RAB10
Product: RAB10, member RAS oncogene family
Biological process (GO): cellular response to insulin stimulus
Cellular component (GO): insulin-responsive compartment; Golgi apparatus; recycling endosome
Molecular function (GO): GTP binding; GTPase activity
Source: RefSeq, a predicted model, not a curated record